Molecule: messenger RNA, 961 nt
Organism: Podospora pseudocomata
Lineage: Eukaryota; Fungi; Ascomycota; Sordariomycetes; Sordariales; Podosporaceae
Source: RefSeq, a predicted model, not a curated record
AUGGACGUCGCUAUCCCAUUUGGUUUGCCACGGGGAGUCUCGUUUAUUAUCUUUUGGGUACUAUAUACAUCGCUUGCACGGGCCGACCGCUUCACCAACCCACCAUAUGACUCGCGAGAUCUGCAAGAACACUAUGCCAUCGGGCAAAAGAUCCAGGUCACCUGGGUAGCGGCUGGACUCCGGAAAAUCACGCUCGAAGUUCGGCAGUGGACGCAGAAGAGGGAUGGUGAUGUUAUUGGCAUUCUAGCUCAAGACGCACAGAACCAACAGACGCUCCAGUGGGUCAUCGGAGAGGGUGACAAUAUCGACAGCAAAGCCAUUGCCAACAACCCACGCUUCGUGCUGGUUAUUACUGAUCCGCCCCCCGGUAACCAUGCCGAUAUCAUGAUCGAAAAGUACGGUUACGAGAAUGGCUCGCUUUGGAGCCGGGCGUUUAUCUUGGAGGACGUAGCCCAAACAUCCCUGAUGACAUCGGCGACGUCAACAGAGACAUUUUCGACGUUGACGCAACCGACGAUAUCCAGUACAGUCUUCCCGACGUCUGAUCCCUCUACCCCAGUCAACAACGGCGAUCUGCCUCAGACAGCGAAGGUCGGCAUCGGCGUUGGAGUUGGGCUUGGGUCCCUGCUGCUGAUAACUUUGUCUGUUCUUCUGACAAGAUUUGUCUUGAAGCGGCGGGGCAGAGACAGCAAGGCGGAUUUCGCCAGCGUUCCGAAUGAGGAAAUGGUUCAUGAUGUUGGCAAACCACCGCUUUACUCAAGCCCUUUCGUUGUGCACAGCGUUAAUGGGCAUAGCAACGCGGCUGAGUUGGCUACUCAGCCUACGUCGGUGGAGGCGGGAACUGAAAUCGGGUAUCUUGAAGGGUGACGGCCGAAUCAAUGGUCGCGGUGUUGGGUUUUGGUGACAUGUAACACAUAGGGGUUGGAAGGCUGUAGCUAGGUAUACACCCAAAUAAUACACA